Molecule: messenger RNA, 1636 nt
Organism: Prunus avium (sweet cherry)
Lineage: Eukaryota; Viridiplantae; Streptophyta; Magnoliopsida; Rosales; Rosaceae
Source: RefSeq, a predicted model, not a curated record
AUUAAGUCUUAGUGACUGCAAUCUCUCUGAUUAUGAUUUUCCUCGGGGUUUCGGUAACCUGUUCUCAUUGCAAAGAUUAAAUCUAAGCUGUAAUCCAAUUUCUAGACUACCUGAUUGCAUCAGAGGCCUUAAGAGACUCGACGAACUCUCUUUUUCACAGUGUACGAGACUCGAGUUGCUUCGAGGGCUACCCCCUGUGGCAGAAUUGAUAGUAAAUGGUUGCACAUCAUUGGAAACAGUAGCAUUUCAACCAAUGCCUUACAAACCAAAGAUCAUCUUGGAUGAAUCCAAUUACAAGCUAGUUGAGAUUGAGCACUACUUCAAGUUAGAACACAUUGAACGAGUUGAUGAAAGAAUGAUCAACCUUUUGAGCCUGGGCAAGUUGAAAUCCACGGAAACCAUUAUGAUGGAUAGUACCCUACAUGUGUUCAAAACUUGGAUAAAGAGUAGGAUGCAUCCCAUCCAGGGACUGAAUGAAUAUGGUAUAUUCAGCACAUUUCUUCCUGGAAAUGAGGUUCCAGGCCUUUUCAGCCAUAGAAGUAAUACACAGUCGUCAAUAUCUUUAACCGUGCCUAUACGUGGCAAUCUCAAGAUUCGGGGCUUGAACGUCUUCUCUGUCUAUGCAAAGUCCAACAGUGAUUCUCCUAAGAACAUCAAUGCCAAUGUUGAAUCAAUACCUAACCCAAUAGUUACAGCAGUUAAAGUUAGUAAUGAAAAUGGAAAGAAUUUGAAGUGGGUAUAUGUCCCUUCAUUCUUUGGCGUUCCAGGUGAUGGGAAAGACAUGGUAUGGUUAAGCCAUUGGAGGUUAGGAAGUCAAUUAUUAGAUCGUGGCGAUCGGGUGACUGUUUCAGUAUUUACGAGUUUUGAGUUUCAGGUAAAAGAGUACGGCAUUCAGCUUGUGUACGAGAAGAUAGAAUUGACGAUGGAAGAUGAUAGAAUUGACACAAGUCCUUCAAAUAUGGUGCUCCAAGAUCAUUAUGAGGCGGCAGAUGUUCUAAGUUUCUCGAUAGAUGCUCCUUUUUCUCCAUCCGUCAUUGCUGGAGAUUUUUCAAAAACUGAUAAGAUGUCAGGAACGGCAGCUGUUAUAAGUUUCCUCCCGAUAGAUGAUCCUUUUUCUCCAUCUGUCAUUGAUGAAGAUUUUUCAAAAACUGAUAAGGUGAUGUCAGGAUCAGGAACAUACUUCCUUAGCAAUCGACCUGAAGAAAUUGUUGUGUAUAGAUGGUUAUGGUUCGAUGACUUCGUCAGGGACGUUGAGGACAACGGAUCCACCUCCCGUCAAAGAGAGGGAGGGAAGGCAUUCAAUUUCGGUUGGAAUUACGUGGUCAGCUUCUUCACAGUGACAAAGAAAAUUAUUUGGAAAGCAACUCCCGAAAACUUACGUUGCGGCGGAACAGAAGGGUACUAAAUGGAAGUUCCACCAACCCAACUGGGAAAGAAAGCCAUGGAAGGCAAGGCCCAUCGUAAACAGAACAAAAUUGAAGCAAGGUGUUUUGAUUUGAUAUGGAUCGUUCAAAUAACAGUAUGUUAUUUGUGGAUUAGAUUAUGGUGGGUGAUGGUCAAAUAAUGAUGAAAACCCUAUAUAUAAUGGAAAUAAAUAAAUUUAAAAAGGUGCAUGUUGUGCGCACAUUCUACAGUA